UAUCCAAGUAAUUUUUUCCAUUUUUUAAUCUUAUUGGAAUGUACGUCAGUGGUAAACAAGCGACCUCUUGCUUAUCAGUGGCAGCUCUGUCUCAUCUGUAGGUAUAGUCACAAAUAGGUGGGUUAGUAACAUGGGAGGGUCAGAAGGAGGAGGUGUGGAAGAACAUUUUCUGCUCAGUAUUGAUCAUGUUCAGCAGAGACAUAACUGGGAUUGUGGAUUAGCCUGUGUUAUGAUGAUUCUUCCUCCCCAAGCCAGAGACUUAUUUUCUGCCAAAUUAUACCAGAUUUGUGAGGAAGAAGGAUUUGACAGAAGUACAUGGAGCAUUGACCUUGCCUACCUACUCCAGAGGUUUGGCAUUAAGCACCGAUAUGUGACUGUUACAAUAGGUGUUGACCCUGGAUUUUCUUCCGAGAGUUUUUACAACCAUGUCUUAUGUAAAGAUGCACAGAGAGUUUUAGAUCGUUUUCGAGAAGCCAGCAGUCAGGGAGUUGUCGUAGAACAAGGAUGUGUUACAUUAUCAAAUAUUCUCACACACCUGUACCAUAGUGGACCUGUCAUCCUUCUGACAAAUGCCCAUUUGCUGAUUUGUGAAAGAUGUGCAAAAGUGAUGCCCCAGCUACGAUCUUGUCUUCCUUGCUCACCCCCAUAUCAAGGACAUUACAUACUCCUUAUUGGAUAUAGCAUGAAGAAAAGCUUGGUUUAUUAUAGAAAUCCAUCUUUCAAGAAUCAUAUAUGUUCCAUUGCAUUUAGUAGACUUGAUAAAGCAAGAAAAAGUUAUGGUACAGAUGAAGAUGUUUUAUUUAUAUAUAAUCAUACAAAGCCUCAGGGACCAUAGUUAAGAUUUAUACUGAAAAUUAUGUGCAAUGUUAUAUGUGAAUGAUACUUCACAAAUCCUACGAUGCCUCCUUAUAUAUGUUGGAUUAUGUUUGACCUAGAUCUCAGUCCCUUUAAUUUUGUUGCAUCAAGUAUUAGUGUAAAAAAACAACAAACAGCAUACCAGGUUUUCAUAUACAAUAUUGUGAUAUAGAAUGUGAUCCUUAAUUUUAUACUGUACUUAUAUUGUUGUAUACUGUAUUUAAUUGUAAUGGUUAAGGGCUUUAAUUAUGUCACAAAACUGUUGAUUUUUAUACCUUGAGUCAGUUUUACAUUCAGGGUCAUUGUAAGAUUUGUUCAUAUCCUUGACAAUUUGUGUUAGAUACUUACUAACUGUAUUGAAGUAAUUUUAUUUUCCACAGAAUGUUUACAAAGGGUUUUUUUUUCAUAUUUCUAUUUCCAUUUCUUUCUCUGGCUAAAGCUAAAAGAUGCUCAGAGAACCUCUCAAAGAUUUUCAAGAGAACCUAUUUUAUUAAAUGUCAAACUGUAGAUGUUUGUUUUCCUUUGGCUUUUUCCAUUAGUGCUCAUUUUGUGAGGGGAAUAGCUGAUUUCAGCAUUUUUUUGCUUUAUGAUUAUUUUCACUGCUACAUAAUUAACCAAAUAUGAGUGUCAAAGGGCCAUACAGGCUAUGUACAGUCAUUAAAGUCAUAUUUAUUCUUUAUCCAACUGUCCCAGAGUAUUAAGUUUUUGGAGUUACAAUAAAUAGGCAUUACAAAAAAUAGGCAUUAAACUAUAAACUAUCGCAUCAAACAGUAUUUACUAGCUCAACCCCAAGUUCCAGUUUUUGCCAUACUGCAUGCCAGUUGUCUACCUGAGAGAGAGUGCUCUAAUGUACUCUUCUGUUUUAUCUCUGAAGCUAAGUUAUCUAGUGGUAGUACUCUGAAGCUAAGUUAUCUCUUGUGACUUACAUAAUUACUAUCAUAAGUUUUGUGAAAUCUAUAGUCAAGGUAUAAGUUUAGAAUAAUUUUGAAAAGUAUGGUCAAGGUAUAAAUUAAAAAUAACUUUCAGAAUUGAAACAAUGCUUGCUUAUGUUCGAAAGGUGUCUGUAACUUUGCACCUAUGAUUCAGGAGACUAUGUAAAUAUUUUUGCAAAUCAUAAAGGAAGGGGAAAAUAGUAUAUGUAAUCACUGAUAAACUAUGUUUUGUACAUUAUAAAAAAUUCAAACAAACUUAAUUAAGGGUAAAAAAGUCAUUCUCUAUGGCUCUGUUCUAUUUAUAAAUCCUCAGUCCUCAACAACAGCAGUUCUUGCAAGAUAUCAAGGGCCCAGUCUAAUAUGUAUACUAAUGAACGUACAGACUAAGUCUGUGUUAGUCUGUAUGUUCAUUGUGAAAUUGUAUUUUAUUUUCCUUUCUGAAGAGGGUAGUCUAGUACAGAGGCACUGAAACUCUUCAGUUGUAGGUAGUGGAAUUUCAUGACUUGUACAUAAUGCUUUCUAUUUUAAUAUAUCAUUCUAGAAUUAUUUUAAAGGUUGCAAUUCAAAAGUAUUUUAUGAUGGAAAAUCUGAUUGAGAUGGAAGAGAAGAUUUGGUGGAGUAAAGAUAGAAAGUUUAUAGACUGGGUAUGCAGUUUUAAUGAGCAAAACUUCUCAAGAUAUUUUAAGCAUCUUCAUAGAGUUCACUGUACUAUAUCUGUAAAAAUGGGCCUGAAGACAAAUCUGAGAAAAGGGGAUGAAAUAGUACUGUCAUGAGAAAGGGUCAAUAACAUUGAAUCAUUUAAAUAUUUAGGAACAAGGAUGUCCAGUACAGGUUCUCUUGAGAUGGAAUUAAUGAAAGACAUACAGGCAGUCCUCGCUUAUCGGCAGUCUCGGUUAACGGCAUUCCGGUUUUACGGCACUUGGCUAACGAUGUCGUUAACCAGAUUUUCAGAGACGGUAAGUGAUUUUCAGCAAUGGUAAGUGGUUUAUUGGUGCCAUUACUGAUAAGUGGUUUAUUGGAGCAUACAAAGUUGUAAACUCCACUUAUUACCAUAAUUAUCACUGAUUUUCUAUUAUCAGCAAUUUUCGGUUAGCGGCACACAGUUGGGGACAGAACCCUGCCUUUAACCGGGAUGAAACAAUGGACAUUCUGAAUAGAUGUGAAUAGCAAAAUACAGUGGCCUCCCCGUAUUCAAAAGGGGAUGCGGACCAGCCCUCCCCCCCUCCCCCCCCGUGCAAGUAGUUAGGACCUGUGAAUAGUUGGAACCUUAUAAAAAUGCUGAAAACCUCCUAUUUUGUUAGUUACAACUCAAGAAAAACCCACUAAAAAUUUUCAUACCUGGUUUUUUAAUAGUUUUAUCACAGAAAGUGCAUUUUAUGAUGAAAAUGAUAAAAAAACAGGAAUUUGUGGAUAUUUUUCAUAGAAAAAUACUGCAUUUCCGCGAAUAAUGAGAAAUGUUCCAGAGAGAAAUCCGUGAAUGCAUGAGUCCGCUAAUCCGGAGAAUGUGAAUACGGGGGUUCACUGUAGACUGAGAUUGAUUGCAUACAAAAGUAAGAUUAUACAUACUGUAUGUUUAAUACAAUCUGAAUUAUUAUAUGGACAUGACUCAUGGGGUGACAAUAAAACUGCUGUACAUCUUAAAGAAUUUGCUCAGUGGAGAAUCAAAUUUCAAGAGGAAUCUUAAGAAUCAGAAUGGGAGAUGAUACUGUAAGCAAAAUCUCAGCGAAGGAGAGUUAGUACCUGAUAGCUACUGGGAUUUAGUAAAACGAGGUGGCUGACAUUAAUACCCGCAGUUGAAAGGAUAUUAACGUUGUUUCCAGGUCUAAAAUCAUACUUUCUAAGUCGAAGCAAAUGUCCAGUUAUAUUGAAAAACUUUUUCGAAAAUCCAGAAGCUGAAAUGUGGCUCAAUAUUUUCAUUCUGAAGCAGCUACUUUUCACCAAGUGGUUUUAAAGAUUGAAGGUGAAAAUAUAUCAACCAUGGAAGUGUUGAGUACAAUAUCCAGCUUGAAGGAAUCCCUGUUAUCUAAAAAAGAAAAAUGCAUUUUUGCCACACUCAGUAAGGGGGCUAGUAAGCAAACUUGAGCAAGAAAGUCUGGUUGAUCCACCAGCUGUCCGAAGAGUAGCAGUGGAUUUUUAUGACACGAGUGUCAAGUACUUAGACCAAUGGUCAGGUCAUUGACAAACUUUGAGUGUAUGCAAUGGGCUUCAUUAAAACAAGUUCCAAAGUGGUCAGAUGUUGAGAAAACUAUGGAUUUUGCUGCAGAAAAACAAGUAUUUGACCCCAAGUUAGAUGCAGCUUUAUAUGAUGAGUUCACUUGUGUUACAAAACACAUUAGUGAAAAAGUAACUGAAUGGAAUGCCUCAAACCUACCAACAGACCAGCGAUGGGUAGAAAUAUUCACCCAUUUUAAGGCCAGAGAUAUCAGCCAUCAACACGUCUGCAUUGGUUCAAUUUAUACUCUGCCUUCCAGGAACUAAAACAUCAAUUGAACGAACUUUCUCUCAGAUGAAUAAAAUAUGGACAUCUGAAAAAAACCAGCUUAAAGUGCUUACCCUUAAAGCACUUCUAACAACAAAGAUAAAUUUCAAACAAACCUGUAUGGAAUUCUACACUAAGUUAAAAUCAGCACCUGGGUUAUUAAAGAAGAUUUCAUCCGGUGAAAAGUACGAGAAUUGAAAGUAAGUAGGGAAUUUUUGCCUGUUGAAAGGAAUUUAUGUUUCUCUCUCUCUCUCUCUCUCAAUAUAUACGUAUAUGUGUUUGUGUAUAUAUAUAUAUAUAUAUAUAUAUAUAUAUAUAUAUAUAUAUAUA
Macrobrachium nipponense is the source of this 4596-nucleotide messenger RNA. RefSeq names its product protein GUCD1-like. The transcript is spliced from 4 exons. The record is from RefSeq and is a predicted model, not a curated record. Bases 131 to 835 code for a protein of 234 amino acids. Lineage: Eukaryota; Metazoa; Arthropoda; Malacostraca; Decapoda; Palaemonidae.